AUGUCACAACACAAUGCAAUUCACGGGGCUUGGAACUUUUUUGAUUGUGUUCCAUUCCCAGAGUACGAUGGGAAGAAGUCUGUAGUCUACCGAUCAGACGAUGGCCAGAUCGUGGCGGGAGCUGCGCAAGAGAAGGGAAAGGCAACGCUGGUCUACCCUUGCGAUGAGUUCUUGUCCAUAACAGAAGGGAUUAUUAAAUGUAAUGUCGAAGAUGGGGACAAAUUCAUGGCUAAGAAGGGGGAUGUCGUCUACUUCACCCGUGGGACAAAGGUCAAUUUCGAGUUCAGCCAGGAUUUUCAUAAUUUGGCUGUGUUUAUCUCAACAGAUAGGAAGCCAGUGAGGCUGUUUUAG
Messenger RNA from Colletotrichum gloeosporioides, 351 nucleotides. RefSeq lists its product as uncharacterized. NCBI's taxonomy places the organism in Eukaryota, Fungi, Ascomycota, Sordariomycetes, Glomerellales, Glomerellaceae. The transcript has a single exon. The coding region runs from base 1 to 351 and encodes 116 amino acids. The record is from RefSeq and is a predicted model, not a curated record.